AGGGAGUCUGGGGCCGCACGCAUCAGCUGGAGCAUGACCGAAAGCGAGACCCGUGGCACUUCCCCUCUGCCCGUGCCGUCAGUGCAGACGCUCCCGGUUCCAGCCACAUGCAGGACUCAGCGAUGGAGCAGGGACACGGCAGUCUGGCCCAGCAUGGCACGGCACUGCUGGCACUGAUGCUGGUGCUGGUGCGGGCACCAGGGGUGCCGGCCUAUGGUUUCCGCAACUGCCUGCAGGCACCAGAUGACCCCGGGCACUUCCGCUGCAUCCAGCGCUUCCUGAGCAACAUGGCCGGUGCAGUGGGUGACCUGCCAGCCAACACCACAGUGCUGGAGGUGGCCCACAACACCAUCGCCUGCCUGCUGCCUGGCGCCUUCACCCACCUGCCCGCGCUGCGCAGUCUGCACCUGCCCUUCAACCAGCUGUGCGACCUGGCGCCUGGUGCCUUUGUUGGCCUGCAAGCCCUACAAAGCCUCAACCUGUCCCACAACCAGCUGCAGACACUGCCCGCUGGCGCCUUCACUGGCCUGCCCAACCUCACCGAGCUGGUGCUGAAUACCAACCCGUUGCGCAUGCUGCCGGUGGACGCCUUUGGACCGCUGCCCAACCUGCGCCGCCUGCUGCUGUGCUCCUGCCACCUGUGUGACUUCGGCACCAUAGCACAGAGCCUGCAGGGUCUGACGGCACUGCAGGAGCUGAGCCUGUGCGGCAACAGGCUGCGAGCACUGGGCCCCAGCCCGGGCUUGCCGCCCUCGUUGGCCGUGCUGCGGCUCUGCAACAACUCGCUGGUAGCGGUGGACGGCGGCGGGCGUGCACUCUUGGCGGGUGUGCGUGACCUGGACCUCAGCUACAACAACCUGUCAGAUGCCGACUCCUUCGCCCGCGUGAGCCUCGCCCACCUCAGCAUCCUGCGGCUGGCGGGCAACCAGCUGGACCCCUUCCAGCUGCUGGCCGUGUCCAAUGUGCCAAACCGCAGCUUGGACUUCUCAGGGCUGCCACUGGGCGCCAAGGGCGUGCACGGCGUGUGCCGGUGCCUGGGCCCUGCACCCUUGACUCAGCUCCUGCUGCAGCACCUGGAGCUGCACAUGCUGCACAACGGCUCGCUGGCCGCCUGUCCGCCCAUGCGGGCGCUGGACCUGUCAGGCAACCGGCUGCGGGCGCUGGGCUGCGUGGGCGAGUUCCUGUCAGCGCCGCAGCGUGCGGUGCUGGAGAACCUGACAGCCGAGCACAACUUGCUGGCGGGACUGGGCAGCUGCCUGCAGGCCAUGCGCCUGCCAAUGCUGCGGGAGCUCAACCUGAGCUACAACCGCGUGCUGUCGGUAGGGCGGGGCGCCUUCGCCUUUGCCCCCAACUUGCGUGCACUACGACUCAACAUCAACACUGUGGCCUUCCUGCACCGGCAGGCACUGGGAACACUGCCUGGCCUGACCGAGCUGCGGCUGGACAACAACCUGCUGACUGACUUAUAUAUCGAGAGCUUUGCUGGUCUACCGCGCCUGGAGACCCUCAACCUGCGCAACAACCGUGUUGCUGUGCUCUUCCCUGGUGUCUUCAAGCACCUCGGCCACCUGCGCACCCUGGACCUGGGCGGCAACAUCCUGCGGCGCCUCACACCCGCCGCCUUCCACGGCCUUGGCAGCCUUGCCCGGCUCUACCUGGAUGGCAACCACAUCGCCCAUAUCAGUGCCGACAUCUUCCAGCCCGUGCAGACCACACUGGAGGUGCUGGACCUCAAGGGCAACCGACUGCAGUACAUCACGGCACAGCUGACACACGAACCGCCCUUCCUAUACCUAAACCGGCUCACCGACCUCAAGCUGCAGGCGCAACAGCCGUAUGGCCUGAAGCUCAUCCCGCAUCACUUCUUCCGCGGGCUCACAGCACUACAGGCACUCUACCUGGCGCAAAACAAGCUGCUGAGUGUGCCGCCCGAUGCCUUCGACGACCUGGCACAGCUGCGCUACUUGACGCUGGCCGACAGCAGCAACGGCAUGUGGGACCUGCCACCCGGCGUCUUCAAGAACCUGAGCCGCCUGCGCGUGCUGGACCUAGAGAACGCUGGCGUGCACACGCUCUCACUUGAGGUGCUGGGUAACCUUACCCAACUUGAGGAGUUGCGGCUGGCCAAGAAUGAGCUGCGCACUUUCAACGGCAGCGUGGCACGGGCUCUGCGCACCCUGCACUACCUGGACCUGCGCAAGUGCCCACUGAGCUGUGCCUGUGCCGAUGCCUGGCUCUGGCCUUGGCUCAACAGCAGCCAUGCGCAGGUGGUCUACCUGUACAACCUCACCUGUGCCAGGCGUGGGCCACCCACCUACCUGCACGGCUUCAGCGCCACUGUCUGCUUCCUGGAUGUGGGGCUCUACCUCUUCGCUGCCACGGCGCCAGCACUGCUGCUGUUCAUGGCGCUGCCCGUGCUGUACCUGCGUGCCUACUGGCGCCUACGCUACCACUGCUUCCUGCUGCGCUCCUGGGUCAAUGAGCGAUGGCAGCGGGCAGACGAAGGACACUACCGCUAUGAUGCCUUUGUGUCCUACAACUCAGCUGAUGAGGCAUGGGUUCUGCAGGACCUGGUGCCGCAGCUGGAGGGCGCCGGCCUGUGCCUCUGCCUGCACCAUCGGGACUUCCGCCUGGGCCGCAGCAUCGUGGACAACAUCGUGGACGGCAUCUACAGCAGCCGUAAGACAGUGUGCGUGCUAAGCCGACGCUACCUGCGCAGCGAAUGGUGCUCGCUGGAGAUCCAGCUGGCCAGCUACCGCCUCUUUGACGAGCUGCGCGACGUGCUGGUGCUGGUGCUGCUGGAGGACGUGCCAGAGCGCGAGCUGUCCGCCUACCACCGCAUGCGCAAGGUCAUGCUGCGCAAGACCUAUAUCCACUGGCCGCCCGAGCCCGCUGCCCAGUCCCUCUUCUGGGCCCAGCUGUGCUGCGCCGUGCGGGGCAGCCAUGCCGAUGGCAAAGACGAGGAACUGUGCUGCUUCGAUGACCCUGGCACGGAGGGGCCCGGCCCAAGUAGCUGAUCCCCAGCUCAUGGCGUGGGACUGUUGGGGGGGCUCCCCUGUACAAUCCACCAUGCAAAUGGUCAUGACACAGCAUUGCCCGCUCCCACGUGUCCUUCAUGCCAUGCCAUGCCAGGGCUGGGGUGAACGGAAGAGCAGGGAGGCGGUUUCCUGCUAGAGUCUGCAGGUGUCCGGGCCAGGCCCCCCCC
Messenger RNA from Alligator sinensis (Chinese alligator), 3205 nucleotides. RefSeq names its product toll-like receptor 13. Gene Ontology annotation, molecular function: protein binding. The transcript has 2 exons. Gene Ontology annotation, biological process: signal transduction. Bases 108 to 3017 code for a protein of 969 amino acids. Gene Ontology annotation, cellular component: extracellular matrix. Lineage: Eukaryota; Metazoa; Chordata; Crocodylia; Alligatoridae. The record is from RefSeq and is a predicted model, not a curated record.